AUGGGGUGCAGAUGCUGUAAGAUGAUACAAAGCUAUCUCUUUGAUCCGGUGCAGGUGUCUUCUCCUGGCUAUAUCAAUGAAGUAAGCAGCUGCAAGUUAGAUGAAGACAGCACUGGUAAAUUAAAAGACAGACAGAGCAGUGAAGUCUUGGUGCAUAAAAAUGACCUUCAAAGUGAGGGAUUAAAGAGAACUGAGAGCCGGAGCAGAACAGCCAGUGGCCGGGAGCCCCGCUGGUCUCACCGGGGACCUCUCCCUCCAGGGGACCCAGGAGGGAGCCACAGUGGGGACAAGGCUGAUGGUGCCAUUAAUGGGGUUGGCCCCGCUGCUGCUUUGCAACCCACUGGGAAUCCCAGGCCCCAGUACAGUGGUGAGAACUCCUUGGACAAUACUGCCAAUGACAGUCUCCCGAUGCUUCCCUUCCUAGAAGGAGGGGACACCAGGAAACAGGAUGCUGUGUUACCAGCUGUAGAAGACACCCAUGUCAUCCAAAAUGGAGACUCCGGAGUAUCUUCUAAUACAGAAAGUCUUACCUUGGAUGUACAAGACCACAUCCUACAGAUACCAGCUCCGGAUUACCCUCAACUUUGGGGCUCAGCUGUAGACAGUAGUGAUCAUGAAGAAAAGGAUUGUCUUUUCCAGAACCACGCAGAAAAUGAGCAUCUGGAUGACAUUGUCCUUCAUGGCAUGGAUCCGUCUACUAGGGAGAGGUGGGAUUUGUUGAGUGAGGGCAUGGCAACAGAAGUUCUAAGUGGCUCCUUUGAAGAGGAGGACGUUGCUCAUGCUGUGCCUGUGGUUGAUGCUAAAAGUGGACAGGAGGGUGUCCAUGGCUGCAGUGGGGAUGGGAAUGGAGAGAUGGCGGAGGAGGAUGCAGCAGUGGCGGAAGCACUUGCUGCUCUAGAAGCUGCUACUGCAGGAGAAGAUACUGAUGAGGUAUAUUAG
Molecule: messenger RNA, 939 nt
Organism: Elephantulus edwardii (Cape elephant shrew)
Lineage: Eukaryota; Metazoa; Chordata; Mammalia; Macroscelidea; Macroscelididae
Gene: PGCKA1
Product: chromosome unknown open reading frame, human C4orf19
Exons: 2
Coding region: 1-939 (312 amino acids)
Source: RefSeq, a predicted model, not a curated record